Messenger RNA from Suillus discolor, 666 nucleotides. RefSeq lists its product as uncharacterized. The record is from RefSeq and is a predicted model, not a curated record. NCBI's taxonomy places the organism in Eukaryota, Fungi, Basidiomycota, Agaricomycetes, Boletales, Suillaceae. Bases 1 to 666 code for a protein of 221 amino acids. The transcript has 8 exons.
AUGGCAAACUUUGAGUCCAAUAUAGAUUCCUCAGCAGGACUCGAGCAUGAGUCAUAUGUUUAUGACACCCAGCUCUCUGCCUUGACCAUGUUGACUGCAAAUGUCACUGCUGAAGAGUUGGAAACCGUUUUGACCACAGUAACCAAGUUGCCCAUGGCGCACAACGACAUGUUGCUCAUGUCUGAUUUCAGUCUAGGACAGUCCUUGGACGACCCUCGCGUGAGUUAUGACCUUGGAAGUGAUGUAUUGUGGGGCAUAGCCCUAAAGGAUAAGAUUCUGGGCCUUUUGCAAAUGUUUACUCACCCUUACGUGCUCAUGCUCCCCAUCGCAGUCAAUGGUUUUGUAGCCUUUACAAGGGAGCAGAUUGCAAAGGAAAUCAUGUAUCAUAUUGCCUUCCAUACCACCACCACAUGUCGAGUCAGACUCGUUAUGGCUGAUCUUGAGCCUGCGGUGUUCAGGCAUGCCCCACACCCUCCUUGUUACAAUGCCCUGAUGAUAAAGCUGAUCAGCAUUUGGGAGAUAACUGACAUCAUGCCUGCCUUUCUGACUGUCAGCCAAGUGCAUCAAGAACUGCGUGAAUCUGCUUUCAUGCUGCUGCAUCAGCGAGGCCGAUGUUUGCUGCAUCGGAAGGCCAAACAAUCCUACAGCUACUUCUUCGUCUGCUAA